UUUUUGUUUUGAUUAUCUAUCGAAAUGCCCCACGUCUAUAUUACUUGGCUCAACAAGGCUGUGCGUACGGAAGCCGUCAAGCGCAAGGUUGCUGCUGCCGUUUCGGCUGCCAUGGGAUCCGUCACCGCCGCUGACGUCGACCCCACCAAAGUCAGCGUCAAGUUCCAGUGGAAGGACGAGGAUCAACACGUCGACGGCUAUGGCUAUCGCUACGACGACUACACGCCCCGGUCUGGCGCCGUGAGCAAGGUCGCCAAGGUGGCCGCUGCUGCCAAGAAGGCUGCGCCCGCCAAGACCGCCGCUGUCCAGAAGGUGGAACUUGAUUCCAUUUCUGCCAGGAAGGCCAAGGGGGCCCUUGCUGCGAGCAGAGCCGCUGCUGACAAACAAGCGCCGACCCGCAAGGAAGUAAGAGCUUCGGAUGCUAAGGCUGCCAAGAAGGCCCCCGCUCCGGGCAAAAAGCCUGUUGCCACGCUCAAGAAGGCGGCUGCAAAGCCCAAGAAGGCGGCUGCCAAGACUGAGCAAGCUGCAAAGCCCAAGAAGGUGGCUGCCAAGACCAAGACCGCGCAAGCUGCAAAGCCCAAGAAGGCGGCUACCAAGACCAAGAAGAAUUAAAACGAGGCUUUUUUCUUUUUGUCUAUUGAAGCCCACAAUUUCUCUUGAAGGGUGUUGUGUGUCGGCUUUGCUGGUCGUGUGCUGAGCUUUCAAUGCACCUCUUGUUCCACCAGUUUCAUCGACCAUAAUACAAAUGUAACCGUCCC
Molecule: messenger RNA, 758 nt
Organism: Capsaspora owczarzaki ATCC 30864
Lineage: Eukaryota; Filasterea; Ministeriida; Capsasporidae
Exons: 3
Coding region: 25-612 (195 amino acids)
Source: RefSeq, a predicted model, not a curated record